AUGGGCGCCGGUGCCAGCGCCAGCAGUGCGGGCAGUAUGGCAGAGGAGCCGGACGAUGAUGCGCUGCUGAGCUUUCUUGGUGAAGACGUGGACCGCGCGGAAAGACUUCUGAGCCGGGCAGAGCGUCUGAUGUGGGCGCCGGUGCCGGCAGGUGAAGCUAAGGACGAAGCAGAGCCAUGCCGCUGCGUCCUGCAGAGCCAUGCGCAGCCAUGUGCAGCCCAGAAUCAUGACGUUUUGGACCUUGUGGCCCCCAGUGACUCCGCCAUGGGCGCCAGCGCCACUGGCCACGGCAACCUGGUAGAGGAGCCGGACGACGAAACGCUGCUGAGUUUUCUUUGUGAAGAUGUGGACCGCGCGGAGAGACUGCUGAGCCGGGCAGAGCCACGGGCGAAAGCCCGGGUGGCCACGAGUCUGGCCGCGGAGAAGCCAAGCGUUUCGGGCGAGUCUGGCCGCAGGUUGAUUAUCCAUGGGGUGGAUGGGUCGACAUUUCACCUUCCCGUGGACGAUGCUGCGACAGUGGAUGAUCUCUCCAAGACCAUCACGGCCAAAUGCGGUGCCAAACCAGGCCACCGACUGGUGCUCACCUCCGGUGGCAACGUCUUGGAUGAUUCCAAGCCGCUCUUGAAGCAGCUUUGUGGUGAAGAGAUCACCUACGUGAUGCAGCGAGUCUCUGCAGGAGAAGCCGCAGUGAGCUUGCUGCGUGCGACGAAAGAAAGCAGAAACCAUCUGCCAAGCAGCCUGCAGACCCUGACCUUCGGAUACGGCUUGAACCAGAUCUUGCAAGGAGUCACUUUGCCAAGCAGGCUGCACACGUUGACCUUCGGUGGAGAGUUCAAGGAGAGCUUGGAAGAUGUCACCUUGCCCAGCAGCCUGCAGACUUUGACCUUCGGCGAGAGGUUCAACCAGAGCUUGAAAGGUGUUACCUUGCCCAGCAGCUUGCAGACUUUGACCUUUGGCGAGAGGUUCAACCAGAGCUUGAAAGGUGUCAUGCUGCCAAGCAGGCUGCGGACUUUGACCUUCAGCGAGGAUUUCAACCAGAGCUUGAAAGAUGUCACCUUACCAAACAGCCUACAGACUUUGUCCUUCGGCUUCAAGUUUAAUCAAAGGUUGGAAGCUGUCACCUUGCCAAGAAGCUUGCAGACGUUGAUCUUCGGCCAUUGCUUCAACCAGAGCUUGAAAGGUGUCACCUUGCCAAGCAGCGUACAAGCUUUGUCCUUCGGCUUUAAGUUCAAUCAGAGCUUGAAAGGUGUCACCUUGCCAAGCAGCCUGCAGACUUUGACCUUCGGAGGAGAGUUUGACCAGAGCUUGGGUGUCACAUUCCCCAAAAGCUUGCUAGCUUUGACCUUUGGCUUCGUCCGGAGCUUGGAAGGUGUUGUGUGGCCGAGCAGCCUGCAGUCAUUGACUCUAUUGGACUGCUGUGGCGCCGCCUCCGACUACGGCUCCUGGUUGGAGACACUGCCAAGCAGUUUGCAGCACCUUUGUUUGGCAAGAUCCUUCGAGAUCCAUCUUUAG
Durusdinium trenchii is the source of this 1512-nucleotide messenger RNA. The record is from the annotation of a GenBank genome assembly. Lineage: Eukaryota; Dinophyceae; Suessiales; Symbiodiniaceae.